AGCUAAUGUAAACGGACCAGAAUUGGCACAAUCAGGCCGAUGUUUGUGUGUGUGUGUGUCAGUGGGAGUGUAUCAGAGAGAAAAUCAUAUAAAAGGCAUUAGGGGCUGGCUAAAUACCCAUCCUUCAGUUUGUCUCUUGGUGUGUCACCUGGUUCCUCUGCUCUCUUAGCUGCAAAGUUUUAGUUUUUUAACUCCGCUCUCCUCCAUCAUGCUGUUUCGAGCUCUGCUCCAGACGUCGCUGGUUCUCUGGUUGGCUCAGCAAACUCUGCAAGGCGGGGUUAGACCUCAGAGUGUAUCCUUUGGCAGAGUGCUGCCAGCCAGAGGUGUUGGUGUUGGACUUAGACCAGCAGUUUCAGGAGCCCUUGGCGCUAUGGGAAAUCGUUAUGGCAACAAAGCGAUGAAGGCUGGAAUUGGCCGUUAUCCUGGGGCUCAGCUCGGUCUGGGGGGUUACAGAUCUCUUGGAUUAGGAGGAAGAGCAGGCCUGAGGCAAGGUGGAUAUGGAGCCCAGGGAGCCUAUGGUGCCAGCCUGGGCACCGGAAUGGGAAUGGGGACUGGAUUUAACGGACUGGGACAGGGCUUGGGCCAGGGAGGAAAAAGAGGUUAUGGUGCUGGCGUCGGAACUCUGCCAGGAUAUGGGGCUAUGGCUGGCAUGGGCUAUCCUGAGGCCCGACCAGGAAUUGGACUUGGUUAUCCCACUGGACAGAGGGCUGAGGAACAAAUACCCGGUGUGUCUGCAGCAGAUUUGGGGGGACCAGAGCUGGCCAGUCUGGGCCAAGCUCUUCAAGAUCUGAAGAGGGAAAAGGGCAGAGUACUUGGUCUCUUGAAGGGGAAAGGAGACAAAGGUUUUGUUCCUGAAACACCAGCUGGAGGGGACGGUAUUCUUGGUCCUAUUGCACCUGAGUUACUGGCUGGAGUCCACAGCCUCGAACCGUUAGUAAAGUCAUCAAAUCUUGGAUCUACGAACCCUUUUGAUAAACCGAGUAAAAAUCUUGGUCUUGCUGCUUCACAAGCACAAGGAAGAGACAGUCAUGAGCCUACUUUCUUGAAAAGAAAGAUCACCACAGGCCAUGGAGUCACACUGGCAGCUGGAGGAGUAAGACAGCAGCUGCCUCUGAAUCAAGACAACACCAGAAACCCCAUCUCCUCUCAGGCACAGAGUGCUGGAGACUACGAUUUAUCGAUUCAACAAAAUCAGCGACCCACAAACUGUGGAUCCACUCGUGAUCUGUCCGAGGUAUCAAGGAUCAAUCUCCGUGAGAUGUUGGGAUCAGAAAGGACUCAAGGUUUUUUGCCUCAGCUUCACUUUGGUAAAGGCAACAAACAUCUCGGACAUGCAGAUCCACAAGCAGAAAGAGAGAAAGGCUAUCCACUGCCUCAAGAUCUCACAGGUUAUAUGGGUGGAGCGGGAAACUACCUGGGAGCAAGCCUGGGCGCUGGAGGCUACGGAGCAGGUUUGGGGCAGGGAGCAUACCUGGGUGGUGCGGCCGGCAAACAUGCUGCCGCUGCCGCUGCACUCGGACAGGGUGGGUAUCCUCAAGGUGUUCCAGGCUAUGGUGACGGAGCAACCGGGCUGCUGGGUGCUGUUGGAAAUGGCUACGGUGGAGACGCUGCAAAAGCUUUGGCUGCAGCAGGUUACGGGAAUGGUUACAGCGACGGUUACGGAGCUGGGCUUGGUUACCCAGCACACUUAGCUGAUGGGGCUGAGAACAAAGCAGGGAAGAAUAAAGCCCUCAGCACGGGAGGCUACGCCGGGCAGGCCCAGGGAGGAUAUGGAGCAGGGGCUGCUCAGGUUCCUUAUGGGAGCGCUCCAGUGAUUCCAACUGGACUGGAAGGUGAAGGGGGCUACCCGUACGGCGCUCAGUCGCUCAGCCUCAGAGCUGAAGGUGCUAAAUCCUCUGACAAAUAUGGAGCUGCUGCAGGAUACAGAGCUCAGAAGACAGGUUAUGGUGCACAGCUGGGAGCGACUCAAGAUGCGAUGGGAGAGCAGGCUGGCAAAUAUGGUGGAGUUAACGGUGCCCUUGGAAAUGGAUACAAAGGCUAAUUCAAAUGACCCGAGCCUCUUCAAGUGGAUAAUUUCCCUGAUGUGUUCACUGUAAUCUGUUCUAAAAGCCUUUUGUGUGUGUGUUUCGGUCCAUUUUGUCCUGUCCUGUUGUCAGUUUUGUCCUUGUUUUAUUCUCCUCGUCUUUUCUCUGUAAGGGGACAUUUGUUACCAGCGUCUGUUUGUCUCCCUGGUCCAGAACCUGCAGUGCCCCACCAGUCUCAUUCUUUCCAUGAUGAAAAAUAUGGUGGUGAACAUAAACAUUAAAUUUGUGGCAAUGUUUUGAGAUAAUGUUUUAAGAUCAAUGUUUUAUUCCAAUAAAUUAUAUGUCCAGGAAUGCUGAUUUUAAGCUUCUUAGUCAAACACUUGACCUGUUUACCUGAACACUUUGUUCCUCUUUAGUCGCAUCAGCGAAGCCUCAUUUGCACACAGGAAGCUUUACCACUUCCUUUCUAAUGUUGGGCAGCGCUGUCUGAGAUAAACGAAACACCAGCGCUCAAAUUGAAACUUAAAGUAAGAAGACGAGACAUGAAAUACCACAAGCAGAUCAGAGAUAAUGGCUUUAUUGUGGAUAAAUAAUGAUCAUGUCAAGAUAAACAAAGUGACAGUGUGAUUAAUGCAACAGUCCAGCUCAUCUUAUAAAUGUUUGUGCUACAGUGACACAAAAUGACACAAAAUAUGUAUCAGACCAGUGUGUCUUUGAUGAAAUGGGCACAAUGUAUAACAAAUACAUAUAUUCAUAAGGAAUAAAAAAAUCUUGUCUCCCACAGCUUUUAUUUUUGUAUUUAUUGUUUUAUACAUUUAAAACAUUCAAUUUCAAUUAUCUAUAAUGCUUCAUUUACAAUGCUUGCAUGGAAACUGCUAGUCAAAGGAUUAAAUAUAGAAUAUACUGAACCAGAUUGGACAUAAUAUUAGGAACGUUUUUCACAAUUGAAUUGUAGCCGCUACGUUGGCCUCAGAUUACACCACGUCAAACAUGUGACUCUCAGCUGGAAGACUCUGGUUCCCCUGGGAGCUCGAUUUGUCCACAAACACACCCAUCUCUAACAGGAGGGCCUUUGGAAGGGGGUGGGCAUGACGGGACACAUACAGCCUCUUCAGGCUUGAACUCAUUGGUGAAGCCUUAUACUCAGUGCAUGUAUUUCCACCCAGGCUCGGGGCACAUUUCACCUCCCAUUUGUAGUACAGCCAGCCGUGCUGCAG
Molecule: messenger RNA, 3241 nt
Organism: Pleuronectes platessa (European plaice)
Lineage: Eukaryota; Metazoa; Chordata; Actinopteri; Pleuronectiformes; Pleuronectidae
Exons: 25
Coding region: 209-2041 (610 amino acids)
Source: RefSeq, a predicted model, not a curated record